Messenger RNA from Lottia gigantea (owl limpet), 405 nucleotides. RefSeq lists its product as hypothetical. The transcript has a single exon. The annotation marks the transcript as partial. The record is from RefSeq and is a predicted model, not a curated record. Gene Ontology annotation, molecular function: NAD+ poly-ADP-ribosyltransferase activity. NCBI's taxonomy places the organism in Eukaryota, Metazoa, Mollusca, Gastropoda, Lottiidae.
AAGAAAAGAUCUAUGCAAAGAUCCUCAAAAUUUGAUGUCAAUGAAAAAUUGCUUUUUCACGGAACCAAACCAGAUGUUGUUAACCCAAUUCUACACCAGGGAUUGGACAUGAGGCUGGUAGAAAAUGGUUUGUAUGGUGAUGGUUGUUAUUUUGCUACGGAAUCUAGAAUAUCUGAUGGUUAUACUGUAGCAGAUCAAGAUGGUUUUCGUUACAUGUUUGUUUGCAAAGUUUUAGUUGGAAAAUAUACAGAAGGCACGCCAAAAAUGAAGAAACCUCCACCAAUUGACCCACGUGACCCCAAUAUAAUGUAUGAUUCAGCUGUUAAUUGUGAAGAUAGACCAAAUAUAUUUAUUAUAUUUGAUAACAGUCAAUGCUACCCUGAAUACCUAAUAACUUAUGUUUAA